Helobdella robusta is the source of this 2335-nucleotide messenger RNA. RefSeq lists its product as hypothetical. NCBI's taxonomy places the organism in Eukaryota, Metazoa, Annelida, Clitellata, Rhynchobdellida, Glossiphoniidae. The transcript has 6 exons. The coding region runs from base 1 to 1851 and encodes 616 amino acids. Gene Ontology annotation, cellular component: membrane. The record is from RefSeq and is a predicted model, not a curated record. Gene Ontology annotation, biological process: G protein-coupled receptor signaling pathway. Gene Ontology annotation, molecular function: G protein-coupled receptor activity.
AUGCGCCACGUAGUUCUGGUUGCGUUCGAACCCUGGUACUACAACAUCAGUGCCAGGCGUCUUAACCACUACACCACCUUGCCACGCUAUCCGUACGUGUAUCAGUUUAAUUUAAAAGGCAUUUCGAGGAUUUUUUUUCAAGUGUCUACGUUUUUCAUAAUCGUUCUGGCACUGGUGGACUUGACAACUUGCCUCUUACUCAUCCCGGGAACCAUCUACAUGGAGUACUUUGACUUUUACACGUUCAACGACUUCGUUUGUAAAAGCUACCUGAUGUUCAACAGCAGCAUGAUCCACUUCUCGGCCCUCAUCAUGGUGGCAAUCGCCCUGGAACGAUACUUCUGCAUCUGCCACCCAUUCCUUCGUCUACUAUCUCUCUUCCGGGCUAAAAUCCUCCUAGCCCUGCUGGCUACCGCGGCUACAACUAUAGGCAUUUUCAUUGCUUUAACUCAUCGUGUGUCUUUUCAAGAUGACGUCAUUGUUGCUGGUGCCAUAACAUCGACAAACAACUACAGAAGCGACGGUGGUGAUGGCAAGUUUCAUUUCAGAUCUCCUUCUGACAAAUUUAAUCUUUCUACUCUGAAUGAAGGUGAUGAUGGAGAUGAUGAUGAAGAUGAUGAUGGUGGUCAUGGCCGAGGUUAUAGUAAUAGUUACCUGAUGUUCAAUAAAGACUACAACUACAACCGCAACAUUAACAUCAACCAAAACAACAACAACAACAACGACGUUAACAACAACUUCAAUAGCGUCUACAAUUACAUCGGCAAACACAACAACAUUGUUGUAUCUAAACUCACUAACAGCACCACAAGCAACAACAGCAACACUAACAAUAACAACAGCAAUACUAACAACAACAACACUAACAACAACAACACUAACAACAACAACAACAACACUAACAACAACAACACUAGCAGCGAAGUCAGUGGCGACAACGGCGACAAAAUUUACAUUGGCAAAUGCAAACAAGACUUUUCUCUAAUGAGUUUACAAUUUCAGGAUCAUUUCGGCAGAUUGGUCAAUUCAUUUUUCAUCAUCUACCUCGCCCUGGUCAUCAUACUUUACUCAAUAAUAUACAAGUCCGUAAUGACGAGCAAUAACAACAAUAACAACAAAAACAAUACUGACAACAACAAUCAUUGCAUUUUGUCAUCAUCGCCAUCACACGCAAACAGUAAAGAUACCGUAGUAUAUGAUAGUAAAAAGGAUACAGAUGAUAUAGAUACAACAUUUUUUCUUGCCUGUAGCAGUGCCGAAACUACAUCAUACAUUGUUAAUAUCAACGCCAACAACAACAACAACAACAACAAUGACAUCAUUAAAACCAGCCACAACAACAACAGCACUGACAUCAAUAACAUCAACAACAAAAACCACAACAACAAAAAUACAAAUAACUCAACUACAACAACCACUACUACUACAGCCAACUUCAACAACAUCGGCAACGUCGAUCCCAAUCAACGACAACAACAUCAGCAGCAACAAAAAAACUUGAAAAAACUAACCAACAACAUUGUCUUUAGAAUUCGCCUAAACAGACACAACAACAACAACAACAUCAACAGCAACAGCAACAAAAGCGUAAGAAAGAAACAGACAAUAGACGGAACAAUGCUGGCAAACAUGAAAACGGCCGCCAUGUUGUUUGUGGUGACCUUGGUCUUCUUCUUGACCUUUACCCCUGCCCUGCUGCACACGACCAACAUCAUAGAGGUCGACAAUCAGGUGCUGUUCUAUCUCUACUUCGCUAACAACGUCGCCAACCCCAUCAUCUACUCCUUUAUGAAUGGGAACUUCAGGGUGGAUUUGAAGAAUCUUCUCUGUCGCUCCUCUAGAGGAAACUGAGGAUCAAAAUUAUGGCGUGUCGAUGCUGCGGUGACUGUAAUUAUUUUGAGAUGACGACGAUGAUGAUGACGACGAUGAUGAUGGAGUUGAUGAUGAUGAUGGGGAGGUUUUGAUAAUGAUGAUGUGACGAUGCGAUAUAGUCCGGCGAUGAUUGCAGCAACAUUGGGAACGAUAAAGACGACAAUGACGACGACGAAGAAUAAGAAGCUACUGCCACGACGACAACGACAGUGGCGACAAUGGCUUCAUAUUGGGAAUGCAAAUAAUGACAAAAGCUCUAACAGUUCCGCCAUUUUGUAUCCAAUUCACAUCCUUCAAGUGGGCUGCAAACGUAAACAAAUCGUACCAUCAAAAAACCAGUACGAGGGGGGAAAAGUAAGUAAGACGGAGAUUGUGUUUUCACUUCCGCCAUAAAUCUAUAGAGCAGAAAGAAUUUUUUUUUGUUUUGAAAAAAAUUUUUUUGACAGAGUGUGAAAAAAUAAUU